ACACGCAGUUCCAUCCCGACUGUGCGACUUUCGGAGUGUGUUCGACGCGGAUUGACGUCCUCGUUUGCAAGUUUCUGAAGAGGAGCCGAUUAUAGUUUUUCAAAACGGCAACCGGUUGCUUGCUUUUAAAGGGCUAAACGUCUCCUGUAUUUCUACAUUUUUUCCAGUGAGUGGAUUAUCCAGCUACUUUGUAAGAAACGCACGAAGACGUGCGAGACGCCUCCCCUUGUUUCAGCGUGGACCUGUUCGCGUGUGGCGUGGGCUCGUCGUCGUCGUCAGUCCCCCGUGCCGCCUUCCAGUCGGGACAGCAUUUUGCAUUUUUGCCCAGCAAUUUGAAGGCUGUCCUGUGCGCCGCCCCGCGUGUCACACUCAAGGCAACGCGCGCACCCAGGCGAUGGGGCAUUGGGGCUGAAAUGACAGGAGGAUGAGCAGCCGAGGCAGCCCGCUCAAGGCGUACGACUUCCUUCUCAAGUUUCUGCUGGUAGGAGACAGCGAUGUGGGCAAGGGGGAGAUCCUUGCCAGCCUGCAGGACGGCGCUAGCGAGUCUCCUUAUGGCUACAACACUGGGAUCGAUUACAAGACCACCACCAUCCUGUUGGACGGACGAAGGAUUAAGCUGCAGCUUUGGGACGCCUCGGGCCAGGGCCGGUUCUGUACGAUCUUCCGUUCCUACUCUCGAGGGGCUCAGGGAGUGAUUCUGGUUUAUGACAUUACCAGUCGCUGGUCUUUUGAUGGCAUUGACAGGUGGCUGAAGGAAAUCGAUGAGCAUGCCCCAGGAGUCCCCAAGAUUCUGGUGGGUAAUCGGCUGCACCUGGCUUUUAAGAGACAGGUGACCACGGAGCAGGCCCAGUUGUAUGCCGAGCGCCUGGGCAUCACCUUCUUUGAAGUCAGCCCCUUGUGCAACUUUAACAUCACCGAGUCCUUCACGGAGCUGGCGCGGAUUGUGCUGAUGAGGCACGGGAUGGAGCGGCUGUGGAGACCAAACAAAGUGCUCAGCCUGCAGGAUCUGUGCUGCCGCGCCAUCGUCUCCUGCACCCCCGUUCACCUGGUUGACAAGCUGCCGCUGCCUGUUGCCUUAAAGAGCCACCUCAAGUCUUUCUCCAUGGCCAACGGCUUGAACGCCAGAAUGAUGCACGGACGCUCCUACUCCCUCAACGCCAACAACAGCAAGAAGCGGAACAGCCUGAAAAAAUCGAAACUCAUCCGCCCGCCCCAGAGCCCAUCACAGAGCUGCACCCGGAACAGCUGCAAAAUCUCAUAGCUCGCCCACCCGCCCGGUCCGAGGACUCUGCGCCUCACACUGCUGCUAGGCCGACGUUGUUCAAGCGGGACUUGCCUUGACAAUGGUUUGCCAAAUCUUAACUUCAGACGCGCAGGACGGAACCUCUCACCGUAACAGAAGCCAUUCUCUGCUCAAUAAGAAAAGGGAAGGAUGAGCAGAAAUCGAGGGAGACCACCUGGGCAGGGAGAAAUGGGAAUCCCACCCAGCAGUUUGAAAAGGAUGCAUCUUUUUAAUGAAGGUUUGCCUUUUAAACACUGAAAGCACUAAUAAUAAACGCUGCAUACCUGUGUAACAAAGAUUUGGAUACGAACAGAAGCUUUUUUGUGUAUUUAAAAUGAUGUAUGAUGUUGUUUGAUACGAUAGUGUAUUAUGAUUUGUAUUAUAAAGUUUGCUUUUUUGGAAUUAUUGGCAGUUUUACAUGCAGUGAAGAAGAGACGCCCGACGGGGAGCACAGCGGGGUCUCCGCCAAGUGUUUUUGUAAGUUACAAACUCGAUUCUUUGCAAUAAAUGUUUCAGGCCGAAAAG
This is a messenger RNA of Erpetoichthys calabaricus (reedfish), 1807 nucleotides long. RefSeq names its product ras-related protein Rab-40B. Gene Ontology annotation, cellular component: endosome; synaptic vesicle; plasma membrane. The record is from RefSeq and is a predicted model, not a curated record. The transcript is spliced from 6 exons. Gene Ontology annotation, molecular function: GTPase activity; GTP binding. Gene Ontology annotation, biological process: intracellular signal transduction; protein localization to plasma membrane. NCBI's taxonomy places the organism in Eukaryota, Metazoa, Chordata, Cladistia, Polypteriformes, Polypteridae. Bases 425 to 1261 code for a protein of 278 amino acids.